CAAACAGACACCGCGGAUUAACUUAUAAAGUUAUGUUCCAGAGGCCUCAGGCAACGAGGUUGUCCGAAGCCUUCCUUUUUCGGCUCCGGAUCCAACUUAGACCUUCUUACCUCGACCACUCCACAAUGUUCGCAGUGCUAAAUAUCCUAAAUCAGAUGGGAUGGGGCGAAUCCCAGCGGACCGAGCUUGCGAAGAUUGAGUCUGGAGAAUUUUAUCUCACACGAAAAGACCGCUUAAGAGGCGCCCGUCAAUGCAUAUACCCUAGAGCCAUGUUCACCAUUAGCAAAACUGCGACCCCCUUCCAUUUUCAGAUAGCUGUAUCACGCGUUUGUGAAGAAGGGGAAGAGGCGAUUCUCGAUGAGGAUGAAGAAGACGCUCAGGAUGAUCACUCAUUCCUCAUUGAUCCCGCUCUUGAUUUUAAUAUCACCCAGACGGAGGGCUGUUACGCGCUCUCGUGGCGUGAUACCGAGACGAACGAUCCAGACGACAGGUUCGAGUACGUCGCAGAUUCCAACAUGAAUAAGGCAACAAAGGAUUUCAUCGAUGUUACAAUACUACAAGCUAUGUAUGAGCGAAAGUUCAAUAAGUCCAGUACAGGAAUUCCCGUGGCACAGAUGCGCGCGCUUACAAAGGAUAAACCAGAUGAUGAAGAUGAAAGACUUGUCGAACAAGAGCCGUCAGCUUCCCAGAAAGUUGCCGUUCCAGUGAACAAGGGCAAGAAGCCAAGAGCAUCCACUAUGUCGGUUCGCAGCACCAACCCGAACGACGACCCACCACUCGUAUCAGAGGAGGCAGGCUUAUACUUGUGGAACCUCGAUGGGGAGCAGUUUGAAGUGGUGGAGCUUAGCGUUCAGGCAACAAUUACGAAACACCAAAACGGGCCUUUUGACUAUUGGAUUGAGGCUAUCCAAGGGGAUCUGUCCAUCCUAGCACACCAAGUGCUCCCAGAUUUAAAUGCCAGAUGGGCAAAGGAUAUACUCGGUUUCAUGUGGCAGCAACGGGGCGGUGAAGGGUGGUUCGAUAAUUGGUGCCUGAAAUUCGAAGAGCGCGAGGCUUUCGAUCGCUUCCAGUCACAGUUUGCUCGCUCCCUUUGGGAAGUCAAGAAUGGUAUACCUUGGGAAAAAGCUGUCCGCGAAGACCAGGAAUAUGCUGUGGCUGUAUGGGCUAAUGAAGAUGUGGAGAUGGCGUCGGCUGAGGAUGAGGAUGAGGAAUCAGAAGCGACGUCUGACGACGAGAAGGACGAGGUGGAUGACGCUCUCAGAGCUGACGCUGGAGCCCCUGAGGAUGGGGGUAAAAACUCUAACCUGGUUGUUGGACACAACAAAGAUCGAGCAUUUGUUGUCAGGGGAAACAAGAUUGGGGUGUUCAGCACGGCAGACGGUAUACACUAUAGCACAACCAUGACAGGAAUUAAAACUUCGAAAGGAAAGCAUUUCAAUCCGGACAAGAUUAUGCUUCAUGAUCAAGAUAAAUCCAUGCUUGUCAUGAACCCUAAUGACAGAAGCACUGUCUAUCGGCUUGAUCUCGGAGAGCGCGGUGAAAUCGUGGAGGAGUGGAAGAUCCAUGAGGAUGUUCCUGUUGAGCACAUGGCACCAACCUCAAAAUUCGCCCCGACUACGCACGAGCAGACCUUCGUCGGUGCCUCUGGAAAUGGUUUGUUCAGGGUUGACCCACGUGUGAGUGGGAACAAGCUUGUCGAUUCGGAGUACAAGCAAUACGCCACGAAAGCCAAGUUCUCCUCGUUGGCGACCACUCAACUAGGGAAAGUUGUUGUUGCAUCUACAAAAGGGGACUUCAGAUUUUUCGACAAAAUCGGUAAAAAUGCGAAAACUGCACUGCCGGGAAUGGGAGAUCCAAUUAUUGGAGUUGAUGUCACGGCGGACGGCCGAUGGGUCGUGGCGACAACCAAAACUGUACUGUUGGUUUUCGACUGCACCAUCAAAGAUGGAAAAUUCGAAGGGCAGCUUGGGUUCGAUAGGAGUUUCCCAGCGGACAAGAAGCCAGUAGCGAAAACUUUGGCCCUGAUGCCUCAACAUGUUGCAUAUAUGGGAGAAAUCUCGUUCACAGCGGCCAGGUUUAAUACGGGCCCUGAUCAAGUUGAGAAUACGAUCGUGACUUCCUCUGGGCCGUACGUUAUUGCGUGGGACUUUAACCGUGUUAAGAAGGGGUUGAAGGACAGGUACGAGAUCAAGCAACAUGCGGACAACGUGGUUGCCGACAGCUUCCGUUUCGGAGACGACACAGAUAUUGUCGUGGCAUUAGAGAAUAAUGUGUUGAUGGUUGAUAAGAGGCAACUGAAGAAACCUACGCGCCAGAGCUUGGCUUCUCCCGCUCGAACACGCCCGCGCAAAUAAUGCGUGAUUGUCAGUAUCGUAUUCUUCGUUUAUUGGGUCGUUUGUCACCCGCUCGCAUAUGCAGUAAGAUGUCUUACCUACCUAUCGUAUAAUCUCUGUGUUCGCCGUCUCAAAUUUGUACUUCACUGUACCAAUCAAAUUCCGUUAUUCCCG
Messenger RNA from Cantharellus anzutake, 2507 nucleotides. Its product is annotated as VID27 cytoplasmic protein-domain-containing protein. Gene Ontology annotation, cellular component: cytoplasm; nucleus. Bases 33 to 2354 code for a protein of 773 amino acids. Lineage: Eukaryota; Fungi; Basidiomycota; Agaricomycetes; Cantharellales; Hydnaceae. The transcript is spliced from 13 exons. The record is from RefSeq and is a predicted model, not a curated record.